This is a messenger RNA of Babjeviella inositovora NRRL Y-12698, 1536 nucleotides long. RefSeq names its product rRNA-processing protein. Gene Ontology annotation, biological process: maturation of SSU-rRNA from tricistronic rRNA transcript (SSU-rRNA, 5.8S rRNA, LSU-rRNA). Bases 19 to 1536 code for a protein of 505 amino acids. The transcript has a single exon. The record is from RefSeq and is a predicted model, not a curated record. Lineage: Eukaryota; Fungi; Ascomycota; Pichiomycetes; Serinales. Gene Ontology annotation, cellular component: nucleus; nucleolus.
CUUUUGUCCAUACACACAAUGGCUAAAUCCUUAGCUGAACAAAUCGCACAGUUGGCACAACCGGACGUAACCGACUUUGAUAUCGAAGAUGAGGGAUUGAAAGAUGUUUUUGCCAAUUCGGACUCCGAAGAUGAUUUGCAGGACGAUGAGGAGGAGCUCAUGAAGAGACAGCACUAUGUGAGCGUGGACAAGAGUGUAUUGAGAGAUCAUGCGCCGAAGUUGGACACUAAAUACAAGGGUGCCGUCAGCUCUAGAAAAGAUUUGUACUCGGAACAAGACCAGUCGGGAGAAGAGUCUGAAAUUGAGUCUGAAGCUGAGUCUGAGGCUGAGUCUGAAAUUGAGUUUGAAGCUGAAUCUGACAGUGGUGUUUCCUUGAAGACUGAUUCAGAAUAUGAAUCCGAUGGAAAGCACAACUUUAACAGCGACGAUGAGGAGACCGCCCACAAAAGGUCUAACUUGACCAAAUUGAUGCAACAAGAACGCAAACACAUCAUCUCAAGAUUAUCUUCGACCGCCAAAACUGACGCUGUCAAGGGCUACUCCAUUAACAAGCAAAGAACCCUCUACGACUCGAUCAUCGACUCUCGUAUCAAGUUGCAGAAGGCGGUGCAGACCGCGAACCAGUUGCCAUUAUCCGCAGAAUCAUUCGAGGGGUUUGCAGGAAAAAAAUCUGCAAAGACCCUUGCCAAGACUGAGGCGAAGGUGUACGACUUGCUUGACACCAUUUUACGCUUGAGAAAAAAGUUGUACAAGCAGGAUGCGAUUGUGGCGGAUAAAGAUGUCGCGCCGCUUCCGAAGAAGCGCUCCUACGCCGAUUACUUGGCGUCUAACGCUACCAUGGACACCCAGUUAGCCACCUACCGCGGUGCCGUCUUGAACAAAUGGUCCCACAAGGUGCAACAGUCAUCCGGUUCCACCGCUAUUAACGCCUCCAAGUUCAAGGUCGUCAAUCAGUCCCUCACCAUCCAAGUGGAUAACCAGUUGCGCGACAUGGAGAAACUCGUCAAGAGAACACGUUUGAACAGAAAAAACGUCACCCCGCUCGGCUACGUCGCGGAAACCGGCGAUACCGAUGCGGUUGACGACGGCGACGCUGCUGGUGAGGACUCCAACAUCAUUCCAUCCGCUCAUCCGGCCGUAGCCCAGAUCGAUACCCAGCACAACAACUACAUCUUUGACGACGAAGACUUCUACAGGUUGUUGCUCAACGACUUGAUUGCGAACAAGUUGUCCAGUGCCAACCCAACCUCUGGAAAUUCACAGCUCAUCACCUUGACCAAGUCCAAGGUUAAGAAGAACGUCGAUACCAAGGCCUCCAAGGGCCGUAAGUUGAGAUUCCACGUGCAGGAGGCCAUCCAGGGCUUUGCCGCGCCAGUCAACGGGGGGAAGUGGAAGUGGAAUGAUUGGCAGAUUGACGAGUUCUUUGCUGGUUUAUUGGGACAGAGAGUCGAUAUGGGUGAGGGUGAUAGAAGGGUCGAAGGUGGGGAUGAGAGUGAGGAGGGGUUGAUGAAUGACGACAUUACCAUUUUCGGUUGA